Molecule: messenger RNA, 486 nt
Organism: Schistocerca americana (American grasshopper)
Lineage: Eukaryota; Metazoa; Arthropoda; Insecta; Orthoptera; Acrididae
Product: peptidyl-prolyl cis-trans isomerase B-like
Exons: 4
Coding region: 1-486 (161 amino acids)
Biological process (GO): protein folding; protein peptidyl-prolyl isomerization
Cellular component (GO): intracellular membrane-bounded organelle
Molecular function (GO): peptidyl-prolyl cis-trans isomerase activity
Source: RefSeq, a predicted model, not a curated record
AUGUACAAGUUGGGGGCAAAGGACUACAAAGUAACACAUCAAGUAUACUUUGAUAUAUCUCAUGGAGAUGAAGAUCUUGGAAGAAUAGUAAUAGGGCUCUUUGGAGGCAUUGCACCAAAGACAGUAAAAAAUUUUGUUACUAUUGCCACAAAAGGAGUUGAUGGUAAAACGUAUGCUGGCUCAGGAUUCCACAGAGUGAUUAGGAAGUUUAUGAUUCAAGGUGGUGACAUAGUAAACCAUGAUGGUACUGGAUCAACAAGUAUUUAUGGAAAAUAUUUUGAUGAUGAAGGCUUUGAGUUGACACACAGUGGGCCAGGAUUUAUUAGUAUGCUAAUGCAAGUUGUCACUGGGCAAAAUGUUGUUCACGUGAUAGAACAUGUUCCUACUGAUUCGAAUGACCAUCCACUGAAGCCAGUUACAAUCAAAGAAUCGGGCACCAUAAACACACCUGAGCCAUUUACUAUUACUGAUGAUCUUUAUGAGUAA